AUGCUUGCUGUGAUUCAUGGAUUUCAGGAUAAGACGCAGGCGUUGAUGUUUGAGUGGGCGUGGCAAAAUCCGUUCAAGAGUGUGCACCCGAAAAUACACGGGCACCGACCCGAUGCGCUCGCUCUCCCAGCAGACAGGCCUAAAUCCGCGAGCGGAUGUCUCCAGUCUUUGGCUGCGUUGGCCUCGGUUCCGCCAUGGUCACUUUGUCCUCUAACUCUUUCCAUAUGCGCUCCAAGAAGGCAAUGGGAAGAUCUCGAAAUUCAAGCUCUCAUUUUUCCGCCUCACCUCCGAGUUCGUUUCAGUCCUUUGGCAGAUAUGUCGGAUAAUGUCGCUUUGUAUGACUAUCGUCACCAGUGCGAUUCUGUUACGCCCCAAUGGGGCGAAGAAACCGAAAGCAAAUGCCCGAUCUGCAGAGAAUGCAACCUGUCUAGAAGCAACGGCCAACACUCUCAGUCACGAAGACUGACGUACUGCGCGCAUUGCGGAGCUGUUGCUCACCUAGCUUGCAUCGCAUCUAGAGAAAGAGAAGGUUCUGCGGCUGCCGCAGAUUCCCUUCUGCCGGAAACUGUGACAUGUCUUGUUUGCGAAAAGGAUAUGCAUUGGUCGUUAGCAGUACGCCUCGGAAGGUCACUGGAGACCGAUGAAUAG
Messenger RNA from Chondrus crispus (carragheen), 648 nucleotides. RefSeq lists its product as hypothetical. Lineage: Eukaryota; Rhodophyta; Florideophyceae; Gigartinales; Gigartinaceae. Gene Ontology annotation, cellular component: Slx1-Slx4 complex. The transcript has a single exon. The coding region runs from base 1 to 648 and encodes 215 amino acids. Gene Ontology annotation, molecular function: 5'-flap endonuclease activity; crossover junction DNA endonuclease activity. Gene Ontology annotation, biological process: double-strand break repair via homologous recombination. The record is from RefSeq and is a predicted model, not a curated record.